GUUCAAAGUUCGCAGGGAAACAACAACAAAAAAGCAGACAUCAAUGUGCUAGCUAACUUAGUUUAGUAGUUUGUUUCUACCUCAACUAAUUUGACGAAAUGACAUCUGCGUUAUCUAAACAAAGUUUGUUGUUCACGACAUUUAGUCUUGCUUUGACCGGGUUUUCAUUCUGCUCAGUUGCAGAUGCUAACGUUAAUUCAAACAUACCUGCGAUUGCAAAUUAUUUCGGAACGAAAGGCAGAUAUGAGGAAGUUAACCCCUAUCUCAUUAAUGACAUCCUCUCGGUAAACAAAUCCCUUUUAAAACCGGGAUGUACCGAUUGCACGGCUAUUCAUGUGACCGCCAUAAUUCGGCAUGGAACACGAUAUCCAACGACCAAAAAUAUCAAAAGGAUGCAACGGCUUUACGACCUUGUUCUAAACGACGCAAUGAACACUGAUAAAUGGCUGAAUGAAAUCAAAACCAAGUGGGAAAUGUGGUACACUGACGAUAUGGAUGGCAAGCUUGUGGAGAAGGGGCGAGAUGACCAUAGGCAUCUGGCUGUCAGGUUGGCAACAUUGUUUCCAUCUUUGAUAUCAGAGGAAAACCUCAGGAGCCAACGUAUCCGUUUCAUCACUAGCUCCAAACACAGAUGCGUGGACAGCAUUGUAGCUUUCCAAGAGGGUCUACUCAACCUUUGGAAAGUGACAGGUGAGUUUGUUGAGUAAAGCUAGUUUAGUCGUUUUACUAUUCCCUGAAUUAUAAAUAUGCCUGGGGGUAUCACACUCAGUCACUCACACUGAUCACCAGUGCUUAAUUUUUUUGCCUGGCCGAACAGGAUCCGGCACCUCUCAGAUUUGACUUUGUUCAUUCCGGCAACUAUUUUCCCGGAUCCGGUACCUGUCGCGUCAUUAUUUAUUAAUUCUUUCACUGUUCGCACUGUAAACAUUCUACUAAAAGCGAUCAGCGUUGAAUUAAGUUGCCUCGUUAUUUCUCCCGCCCCCCAGAAAGACCGUCAUGUAAAAGCGCGGUGAUCCUUCUGCGUAUUCAUCCUAUCCUGCAACACUGAUUCCAAAUCCAAUUUUAUUGGUCACAUAUACACAUAUUUAGCAGACGUAAUUGCGGAUGUAGCGAAAAGCUUGUGAGAAAUAAUACACACACAAAAAUAAAUACUGCAAGGUUGCUUAGGAGCUAGAAGGAGAGCUGCCAUGUCUGUCGGCGCCAUAGACCCGAGCUGUGUUCGAAUACUCAUACUAACCGUACUAUUUGUGACCUAAAUUUAGUAUGUAGUAUGCUUAUUGAUCAUUUAAGUAAUAAUGCCCAAGAAGUGAUAAUGCCCGAGAAGCCGGUGUUUGGAGGAUAUAUUGGCACAGGUGUUGUUAGGUCCGAGACGUUAGGCCACUGUAAAUGUUAGUCUAAAAGAAAUGUGAGAUAAUGUCUAGAUGCUUUUUAUAGUGGAGAUCAAAUUUAUAAAUUGCCUGGCUGAUGAGUCAGAUGGAACAGAGUAAAUAGGCAUUUUAACGGCAUAUCCGGUGGUAACCAAUCAGCAUUCAGGAUUAGAUCCACCCAUUGUAUAAAGUUCGUAUGCCAAAAGUUCCCGGAUGUCAUACUACAUUCGUCAAAAUUCGAAGUAUAUAAGCAGUGGACACUAUUUCUGUACUUUUAGGCCCUAGAAUGCAAUUCUUCAGAAAAUGGGCGUGGCUUCACAACAUUUUCAGAUUUUAAGAAAAUGGCAGAAAAUAUGCAGCCGAAGUCUGACGAGAGCCGAUACAAAUGUAAAUACAAAAAGUAAAUAUUCAUUGCUUUAACUAAUUAUGAUAAAUGUUAAGAAAAUGUUGAGCAAUGUAAUAAAAAAGUAAUGACUUUUCAGUGCAUCCACUGAGCAGGUGCAAUUUGCAGUUCAAGAACAAGCAAACGUAUAACCCCUUGCUUGUCAUGCAGAAUUUAAAGUCGGGCUGUACAACAUGCAAAAAGGUAGGGAGCUUGGGUCUAGAAACGACUGAAGGGAUUAAACUGUCAAAAGAGUGGUUGGAAUGUACAGUAACAUCCUCUGCCUCAGCAAAAAAACAACAACAAAGAGCCCUCACCAAGGCGCAUUUGGUGGCAGCAAGCCUUGUAGACAAGGCUAAAGAGGACACCCAGGGCAUAGUUAACACUCAAAAAGAAAAAGUAGACACUACAGCCAGAGUUUUCCGAACAGCCUUAGGAGUCUAAACGUCACAGCUCAUGACUUUGAGCAAGAAAUUGAUUGUCAGUAGUUAAAUGGACUUGACAUAGGGAGAGUCAUUGUGGGAGGUUUUGAAAACUAAGGUAGGAAAAAAAAAAAAAUCCUUUACAAACUUGUUCUGUACUGUGAAGUUAAUCUGAAUAUGUGCUUAAUUUUAUCACAUAGACAGGAGGCCUAUAUAUUCUCAUGUGUGUUCUGCUGUAGCCUACAUUGAUUUAUUUUAUUUGAAGUUAUUCCGAUAAUGUGAUAUAUGUUCUACUGCUACAUUGAUGUCUUGAAAAUGAUAUGAAAUUUGGUUCUUGUAGGCCCCACAGCUGAGUAUGUGUGCAUAUGCAUAUGACGGGUGUUCUGCAGUGACGUCUAAAAAUGUUGCUGUACAUUGAUGUCUACAAAAUUAGGCUAUAAGAAAUUCGGACUUGUGUAAGCCCCGCAGCUAUACUCAAGUAUGUGGCCAUAAAAUGCUUUGAAUUAAUCAGCACCUUGGAAAGUGCUGUCCGUUUCACCACCAUAGAUAGGCUACUUGGCUGUUUACUCUGUCUGCUGCGCUGCUACUUUGUGUUUGAAACUUUUUUUCUCAAUGUAAUCCGGUACCUCAGAGCCCCACGGAUAACCCCCCCCUCGCGCUCACUAUGUGUUCCGGGACCUCCCAAUUUACUAAUUAAACAAUGCUGAUCACCAUUAGUACAGUCUGGUGGGGGCGAGAUCAGCAACAGUAAUAUACAAUGUUUGGACUUAUUAUAUUCUAUUUUUGUCUUAUUACAGAAGUUGGACCCAGCCACAAAAUCAAUGAUGAGUUGAUGAGAUUCUUUGACCAGUGCAAAAAAUUUGUUGAGGAUGUGGAGAACAACAAAACUGCCCUGGAAGAGGUCCACCUCUUCAAGGCCUCAGCAGAGAUGAAAAUACUGCAAGUGAAGAUGGCUGACCAACUGCAAGUUCCAUACAAUCACAUCACACCAGGUUGCUUGGUUCCAAAUCGUAACCACUUUGUGUAGUUGAGGGAGUUCAUAAUGUUACGGUUGAAACUUGCAAUCCUCUUAUGCCAGUUGAAUUCAUUCAAUAAUUCUCACUUUUUCUCACCAGAUCUGGUGGAGGCUGCAUUCUUCCUGUGCUCAUACGAGUUUGCCAUCAAAUCUUUGAACUCCCCCUGGUGCAACCUGUUUGAUGAGACUGAUGCCCAAGUAUGUCCACAGUGGGAGAGCUAUUGCCUCUGCCUCAUAAACAAUGAAGCACCCAGUUCAGUCAUACAGAUCAAACCGGUCUUUCAAAUUUUCAUUGACGCAAUCACCUGUGCCUUUUCAGGUGCUGGAGUACAAAAAUGACCUGAAACAGUACUGGAAGAGGGGCUAUGGUCAUGACAUCAACCGCAAGUCCAGUUGCACUCUUUUUCAUGACCUGUUCAAUCGCCUUGAUCAGGCUGCUCAUGAGAUCAGGUGAGUUGGUUGUAAAGUUAAACCACAGUCCACACUAAUUUUAUUGUGUACCAUGAUCAUAUCACUUAAACACAAGUGCUUAUAUAGGCCAAUUAUUGUUAUCAAGCCUGUUCCUUUGAUUGUUAUUAAAAAACUAUUGGGUCCCUGAGGGUAUAUCCACCAAGUCCUCGCCCAUUAAUGGUUACUCCUGUUUUAAAUGGGCUCUCUACAAUGGAGAAAGUCAUUGAAGUUAACUGUUACGUGGCAAUUGGGAAUAUAUAGUUUCUCCUUUGUUUUUCCCUCUGAUGCAUUUCACAGCACUUCCCUAAGUAGUUGUUAUAACAUUGUAAUAGCAUAGUAAGUGUGUGGCUGGUUGUUAUCAUGAUUUUAGAAUUGUGGAUUAUGCCCCCUUUUUUCCUGUUCAGGUUUGGGCAUGUAUCUGAGGCUGUGACCAUCCAGGUGGGCCAUGCCGAGACCCUCCUGCCCCUGUUGGCCCUCAUGGGCUUCUUCAGAGACGAGACGCCCCUGACCGCUGACAACUUUGACAUGCAACAUGGCCGCACCUUCCGUACCAGCCGCAUCGUGCCUUACGCAGCCAACCUGCUCUUUGUGCUGUAUGACUGCAGCGAAGGCCUCCGGCUGCAGUUCCUCCUCAACGAGACACCUCAGAACUUCCCCGAUAUAAAGCACCAGGCUCCACUCUACGAUACGGUCAGAGAGACCUACAGAGAGCUGCUGCAAGGCUGCAAUUUCGAGAAGGAGUGCGAGCUGCCCAGACCCAACAUAAACUCUGAGCUGUGAACUUGGGGCAUAUGAAGGUAGAGGGCUCUCUCUACAGGGGUUUGAAGACUCAAACUUCUAUGUGUAAUUCAAGAGAGAGGUUUUAAAGGUUUUCUCUGAACCAGUUACACCUUUUUUUUUUACAGAUAGCUUUUACAGGGCCCCCUUUUUUUCAGAUGUCACUUUAGCAUGAGUUAUUAUGAUGCUUGCUUUCUUUUCUAGGGUCAGAAUCAUCCAGGGUCUUUAUUGAACACACUCUUUUUAGAAGAGAGAGAGCUUUAUAUUUAUGCUAUUUCAUGAGUUUUUAUUGAUUUCUAAUAUAUUGCAGAUUUUUCAGGUGCCUUUUUGUGUUUUCGUACAGUAUGUUUUUUCCAAAAGAAGAAAGAAACACUGAGUAGAAUAUAAUGUCUGCCACUGGAUAGAUGGGUUGGGUUUCCUUGCUGAAAAACUAUUUGCAAUUGUUUGUGUUUGUAAAACAUUUUGCUCUAUAAUAUGAGUAAUUUGUGUGGGCUGAUUAUAUUUGCACUCAUUUUCAGAGACAUUUACACCAAAGGUUGCCUUUUUUAGAUUUAUUGGACUGCAUUGUGAACAAAAUAUACAUUUUAAACAAUAAGCUUUUAAUUUGGGGUUACCUUACUUGAGUUACUUUAUUUGAUUAUUUUCUACAUUGUCAUUUGAUUUGUCUGUG
This is a messenger RNA of Coregonus sp. 'balchen', 5083 nucleotides long. Lineage: Eukaryota; Metazoa; Chordata; Actinopteri; Salmoniformes; Salmonidae. The record is from the annotation of a GenBank genome assembly.